Messenger RNA from Cyprinodon tularosa, 1938 nucleotides. Its product is annotated as methionine aminopeptidase 2-like. The coding region runs from base 16 to 1503 and encodes 495 amino acids. Gene Ontology annotation, molecular function: metalloaminopeptidase activity. The record is from RefSeq and is a predicted model, not a curated record. The transcript is spliced from 11 exons. Gene Ontology annotation, biological process: proteolysis. Lineage: Eukaryota; Metazoa; Chordata; Actinopteri; Cyprinodontiformes; Cyprinodontidae.
CCCGGCAGCCUUACUAUGCGUCACUUCGCCUCUCUUCAGUCGUUGAUCAUGGCGGAGCCGGAGCCACAGCGCGAAGUAGAGCCUCAACUUCUCAAUGGAGGCGACUUGCAAGACGAGGAAAGAGAGGAAGCGGACCCCUGCGAAGCUGUGAAAAAAAGGAGAAGAAAGAAGAAGAGGAACAGGACGCAGGUGCCAGUAUGUGACUUUGCAGCAGGGACAAAGGAAGCAGAGGGGGACUGUGGAGAAGCUGGAGGUGUUGGUGAAGUAACAGCACAGCUGGAGCAGCAAACCUUGGAGGAGAAAGAGAGGCCUGAGGAUGCAGAAGAAGAUGGUGAUGAAGGGGAAAACUCAGCCGCCAAAAAGAAGAAGAAGAAAAAGAAGAAGAAAGGAGUGAAGGGACAGACUGACCCUCCCUCAGUACCUAUUUGUGAGCUCUAUCCCAACGGUGACUUUCCAAAGGGAGAAGAGUGUGAAUACCCCCCAUCGAAAGACGGACGCAGCGCAGCGUGGCGGAAGACCAGCGAGGAGAAGCGGGCAAUGGACCGGGCGAACGAGGAGAUGUGGAGCGACUUCCGGCAGGCGGCCGAGGCCCACCGACAGGUGCGCUCCUAUGUCAGGAGCUGGAUCAAACCGGGGAUGACCAUGAUAGAGAUCUGUGAGAAGCUGGAGGAUUGCUCCAGGAGGCUCAUUAAAGAAGACGGGCUGAACGCCGGCUUAGCUUUCCCAACUGGAUGCUCCAUCAACCACUGUGCGGCCCACUACACCCCAAACGCAGGAGACCCCACCGUGCUGCGCUACGACGAUGUCUGCAAAAUUGACUUUGGAACACACAUUAAUGGUCGAAUAAUAGACUGUGCAUUCACCGUCACUUUCAAUCCAAAGUACGACAGACUUCUGGAGGCUGUGAGAGACGCAACCGACACUGGAAUAAAGUGUGCUGGAAUAGAUGUGCGUCUGUGCGACGUCGGUGAAACCAUCCAGGAGGUCAUGGAGUCUUAUGAAGUGGAGAUAGAUGGGAAAACGUAUCAAGUCAAACCAGUCAGAAACCUUAACGGCCACUCGAUUGGACAGUACAGGAUACACUCAGGGAAGACUGUUCCUAUUGUGAAAGGCGGAGAGGCAACCAGGAUGGAGGAAGGUGAAGCUUACGCCAUCGAGACGUUUGGCAGCACCGGAAGAGGCGCAGUCCAUGACGACAUGGAUUGCUCUCACUACAUGAAAAACUUUAAUGUUGGACAUGUGCCGAUAAGACUGCCAAGGGCUAAACACCUGCUGAACGUCAUCAAUGAGAACUUCGGCACGCUUGCCUUCUGCCGGCGCUGGCUGGACCGCCUGGGUGAGAGCAAAUACCUGAUGGCGCUGAAGAACCUGUGCGACCUCGGCAUCAUAGACCCGUACCCGCCUCUGUGCGACAUCAAGGGCAGCUACACCGCCCAGUACGAGCACACCAUCCUUCUCAGGCCCACCUGCAAAGAGGUAGUUAGCCGAGGAGAUGACUAUUAACCCUGCAGCAAAGAGCCUGGACCUGGAGGAGCAUGGCAGCUGAGCCACAACGAACCACUUCAGACUGACAGCAGCUAUGCAAAGUCUCUCUGACCUAACUUUUCACCGCUUGAAUCCCUUUAGGUACAGUGCCUUUAAAAGUAUUCAUAGCUCUAGAGCUCGCUACCAUUUGGUCACGUUUCAACCACUAAUUUCAGAGCAUUUUAUUUGGGUUUUGUGUGACAGAUUAAAAAAGGUGUAUCAUUGUGAAGCAGGAAGACUGUUUUUAGAUUUAGUUAUUUUAUUUUUAUUUUUACUGAUUUUUGGUAAGUUUAAAAAAAAUGGAAAUCAAAUUCUAAAUGGAAUAUUCUGUUGAACCACCUUUUGCCACAAUUGUAGCUGCUAGGUCAGGGGUCGGCAACCCAAACUGCUCAAAGAGCCAUAUUGGACCAAAAA